Molecule: messenger RNA, 269 nt
Organism: Paramecium primaurelia
Lineage: Eukaryota; Ciliophora; Oligohymenophorea; Peniculida; Parameciidae
Source: the annotation of a GenBank genome assembly
AUGAACUAUCAUCGAUAUCCUUCUCAAAAUCAUCAUUAUAAAACCCACAAAAAAUCUAAUUUUUAUUUCCAAUCGUAAUAAAUUAUCUUAAUUCAAUUAGACUCAAAACUGAUACAUAAAUAUAAAACAACCAAAAUGAGAUUUUAACAAAUCUUAGAAAGAUUAUUAAAUAGAAUGAAAGAUUAUUAUCAGAAAAUAGUGAAAGUUAUCCUAUUGUGAAAAAAAAAGCUAAAUCCUCCAAAAACAACUGUGAAUGCUCCAUCUAUUGA